ACCUGACCAAAAAACGCUUGCACGACGACCGCGACGAUGACCGAGAUUCACGACCAGUUUGAUACGAUUCUUAUCCUCGACUUUGGCUCACAGUACAGCCAUCUCAUUACGAGGAGAUGUCGUGAGCUCAAGGUCUACGCUGAGCUGAUGCCAUGCACCCAGAAGAUCAAGGAUUUGAAUUUCAAGCCCAAGGGUGUCGUUCUUUCUGGCUCGCCGUACUCUGUCUAUGAUUCGGAUGCUCCUCACGUUGACCCUGCAGUGUUUGAGCUGGGUGUUCCCGUUCUCGGUAUUUGCUAUGGUCUCCAGGAGAUGGCCUGGAAUAUGGGGGGCGCUGUUUCGAAAUGCGAUCACCGGGAAUAUGGUUUUGCUCAGCUGCAAGUCGUGAAGUUUGAGGGCGAGGCCCAGUCCAGCGGCUCCAUUGUGGAUGCCCUCUUCGAGGGAUUGGGCGAUGAGAUGCAGGUUUGGAUGUCGCAUGGAGACCAGCUCUCGUCUCUGCCGUCAGACUUCCAUGUCAUCGGUCGCACUCAGACUGCCCCCUUUGCCGCCGUCACUCACAACUCAAAGCCAUUCUACGGCAUUCAGUUCCAUGCAGAGGUCACGCACUCGAAACGAGGAAAGGAGGUUAUCGGCCGUUUCGUCCUUAACAUUUGCCAGUGCCAGCCUCACUGGACCAUGGAAGAGUUCAUUGGCAAGGAAAUUUCCCGGAUACGAGAAAUCUGUGGGCUAAAGGGUCGUGUCAUCGGCGCGGUCAGCGGUGGUGUGGACAGCACCGUUGCUGCCAAGCUCAUGCACGAGGCAAUUGGCGAUCGCUUCCAUGCCAUCAUGGUCGACAACGGCGUCCUGCGUCUGAAUGAGGCUGCUCAGGUCCACAAGAUGCUUUCCGAGGACCUCGGUGUCAAGCUGACAGUCGUCGAUGCCUCGGAGGAGUUCUUGGGCAAGCUCAAGGACGUCGAGGACCCCGAGCAGAAGCGUAAGAUCAUCGGCAACACCUUCAUACACGUCUUCGAGCGUGAGGCUACGCGGAUCGAAAAGGAAGCUGAGGAGGAGGAGCUUAAGGGUGCUGAGAAGAAGGGCCGUGUCGAAUGGCUGCUCCAGGGCACGCUCUACCCUGAUGUCAUCGAGAGCAUCAGCUUCAAGGGUCCCAGCGCGACCAUCAAGACGCAUCACAACGUCGGCGGUCUGCUCAAGGACAUGAAGCUCAAGCUUAUCGAGCCCCUGCGCGAGCUGUUCAAGGACGAGGUCCGCGCGCUCGGCCGUCUGCUUGGCAUCCCUGCACAUCUCGUCCAGCGCCACCCCUUCCCGGGCCCCGGUCUUGCGAUCCGCAUCCUCGGCCCCGUCACGCUAGAACAGGUGCAGAUUCUGCAGAAGGCGGAUGACAUCUACAUCUCUGAAAUCCGGAAGGCAGGCCUCUACGAUGAGAUCAGCCAGGCGUUCGCCGUCCUCUUACCCGUCAAGGCGGUCGGCGUCAUGGGCGACAAGCGGACGUAUGAGCAAGUCAUCGCGCUCCGCGCGGUCCAGUCAGAGGAUUUUAUGACCGCGGACUGGUACUGCUUCCCCACCGACGUCCUCCGCAGGAUAUCGUCGCGUAUCACAAACGAGGUCGCGGGCGUCAAUCGUAUUACUUACGACAUUUCAUCCAAGCCGCCAGCUACCGUCGAAUGGCUUUGAGCUACUAAAAACGUAUUACCAGAAUAGUGAUCUGGCUGAUUGGGUAAUGCGUGUAAGCUGCUUGGCAUUAGACCGGUAUGCAGUGAAUUUUCAAUGAAUCUCUCCCUAGAGUUGAGUGCACAUGUGCAGUGCUUAGUGCCACGUACAGAAGGCUUUAUGUCCUAACCCUCCUUGCUGCAUUGCACUUGCAUGAUCAAUAUGAACAGCUGCCACGCAGAUGCUUUACCGCC
Molecule: messenger RNA, 1898 nt
Organism: Phanerochaete carnosa HHB-10118-sp
Lineage: Eukaryota; Fungi; Basidiomycota; Agaricomycetes; Polyporales; Phanerochaetaceae
Exons: 7
Coding region: 37-1668 (543 amino acids)
Biological process (GO): GMP biosynthetic process
Cellular component (GO): cytosol
Molecular function (GO): ATP binding; GMP synthase (glutamine-hydrolyzing) activity; GMP synthase activity
Source: RefSeq, a predicted model, not a curated record